AUGAACGAAUUAAUUGAGCCUCAAAACACUAAGCGCAAGCGGCUGUCGUAUGCCUGCAAUUACUGUCGCUCGAAAAAAACACGCUGUGAUGAAAAGCAACCUUGCCACGCAUGUGAAUUAGCUGGGAUAGAGUGCAUCACCACCGAUAAACGCCGCGAUGGGGCACCUGUCGCCCAGCGACGACGCACUGGUGCUCCCGUUUCAACGACUACGCAAAUAACGCCCAUUUCCCCCGAUUGCAACUCUUUAUCUGUUACUUCUGCAGAGGAUCGCCCGCGGCUAUGGUCCCAAUGUUGGAGUCGGGAGCGUUGGAUAACAGGCAGAUUGCCCAUGAUACCCCGAUUGGAUGGCAAUAGCAUGCUUGAGUUAUCGACAGAAUGGUUGGACCUUGCAUUUUAUCGGUUGGGAGCAACGAAGAUCACUUCCGUCUCUCCCAUUAUCAAUAAUCAAUUCACAACUCUUCUUCCUCGUUGCGCCCCCGAUCUCCCUUCGUCGGAGAAAACGCGUGACUUGAUUAACUCCUAUUUCGAAACUCUUCAUCGCUUGUUUCCCUUUGUUCACAGGGCUACAGUGGAAGGAAUUUACAACCGCAAUUUGGCACAAUGGCAGGAGUCCGCGCCCAUACUUGAGGAUUCGACGCCCUCUCAUCAGGCACUGCUUUAUCUAAUUAUCACGGCCGGGGUGAUGGUUAUGCCCGCAUCAGAAGGGUCCAGAGCGAGUAUAUCAUCCUACAUUGGAUACUGCAAUUCACUACUUGGACAUCUUGUCGCAACUCGCUCCCCAGAGUCUGUUCAAGCGAUCCUUCUUUUUGCGAUCAUCCUUCGCAGUUGCGAUAGGCUUGUCUGGGCGUGGGAUGUCCUUGCAAUGGGUGUGUCCAUGGCCCAGUCUAUUGAAAUUAAUCACACAUGCCAUAUGGGGUUCGAUGCAGAAAAUCCAAUCGCCGAAAACCAGAAGACCACAGACCAAACAUGGUGGUGCAUGUAUGUUUUCGAAAAGUUUCUUGCGUUUGAGAGUGGUCGACCGUCCAUGAUUUGGGACCGCGGGUUAUCUGGAGCACAGACGAGGCUCAUGAACCCAGAAAAGAGCGGGGAUUCAGAAUUUCGAAGAGCGUCUAUUGGGCUGGCAAACAUUCUCCAUGAAAUCCAGGAACGUUCUGCUAGAGCUUGGCGGCGCGAAGAAUGGCUGCCACAGUCAGUGGACGAGGCAAUUGAGGAGAAACUGCAAACCGGGGGAGAAUUGAUCUUGCUUCUUGAGGACUGGCAAAAUAAUCUUCCAAAUAAAUACAGACCUGGAGGAACACCGAUGUCGGAGUUUCAAAGUGACUCACAGGUCGCAUUUCUUUCCUUUUACUACUACACCGCCAUGAUUCUUUUGAGCCGAAGUACACUGAUCAUCACGAGAGAGGAACUACACGAAGUAGUCAACAGAUUUGCAGCAGGUAAGCCAUGGAAGCAGCAGCUUCUUAAUGGUCCAACUAUGGCCAUCGAAGCUGCUCGGGAUAUGGUGAAGCUUUGGGUCACACUUGUUGACUCGGGCGUACCGAAUUACCUGACAACCUUUGCAUCGCCACUGGCUGCAGUAUACACGAUUGCUGUUCAUAUCAUCUGCGAACGGAAAUCGUUACUAAUUCGCUCUGACUACGAGAUGAUGAAAGCUGCUAUGCAGCUUACCAAACAAGCGUACUACAGACAUGGUACUGCGUGCAAUAUUGAUGAGAUUCUAAACGGCUUGGACCAACACAUCUUGGCAUGUCUGGAAGGAAGAGCACCAGAAUUACGCGAAGAAGCAAGUGCAAGUUCUACGGCUGCAUUCAUGGGCGAAUCAUAUUCGACUAGUCGGGAUCCUUCAAUCCCACCGAUGGGUUUUUCCUGGGGCCCAACAUCCCUUGACUGGGCUGGCUGGGACUGGAACGAUUUGAGUCAUUUAUUUGAUCAUAGCGAGUGA
This is a messenger RNA of Penicillium odoratum, 1944 nucleotides long. RefSeq lists its product as uncharacterized. Bases 1 to 1944 code for a protein of 647 amino acids. The record is from RefSeq and is a predicted model, not a curated record. Gene Ontology annotation, molecular function: zinc ion binding; DNA binding; DNA-binding transcription factor activity, RNA polymerase II-specific. NCBI's taxonomy places the organism in Eukaryota, Fungi, Ascomycota, Eurotiomycetes, Eurotiales, Aspergillaceae. Gene Ontology annotation, biological process: DNA-templated transcription; regulation of DNA-templated transcription. The transcript has 4 exons.